ACACACACCUCCAUCCCCCCACAACACAUUUGCCAUGGCCAUCAAGUAUCUGAUCUUGCUCUCUCGGCAGGGCAAAGUGCGCCUGGCCAAGUGGUUCACCACCCUCGCCCCCAAGGACAAAGCCAAGAUUGUCAAAGAUGUGUCGCAGCUCGUCCUCGCCCGCCGCACUCGCAUGUGCAAUUUCCUCGAAUACAAAGACACCAAGAUCGUAUACCGUCGAUAUGCCUCCCUCUUCUUCAUUGCUGGGUGCGACUCCAUCGACAACGAACUGAUUACUCUCGAAAUCGUGCACCGCUAUGUCGAACAAAUGGAUAAAUACUAUGGCAAUGUCUGCGAGCUUGACAUCAUCUUCAACUUCCAAAAGGCGUAUUUCAUCCUCGACGAACUUUUGCUAGCCGGCGAACUUCAAGAGAGCAGCAAGAAGAACGUGCUGAGAUGCAUUGGGCAGCAAGACAGUCUGGAGGACAUGGAGGUAAGUUUGGCAUCGUCGUCUCCUUUUUAUAGGCCAUGA
Periconia digitata is the source of this 511-nucleotide messenger RNA. The record is from the annotation of a GenBank genome assembly. NCBI's taxonomy places the organism in Eukaryota, Fungi, Ascomycota, Dothideomycetes, Pleosporales, Periconiaceae.